AUGCCCUCGCACUCGCGCAGCGCCUCAGAGGCGCGCUCCGUCAACCAACACGCGCCGACAAACCCCAGCCAUCUGCGCGAAUCGCACUAUCCCGCCGCCUCGCCCGAACAAUCGACACACACCGACUUUGGCAUCUCCAGCGCCAAGAGUGGGGCUCCGCCGCGCGACAGCUCGAACGCACCCACAUCUCCUCGCCAUGGCUCCCAAGCAUCUGCUCGCUCUCCAGCAUUUAGUGCAGCCCCCGCCGACCACCUCGAGUCGACCGCGCGAGCGCACCUGCUGAGCCUGCGCGACGGCGAGAGGAGCCCUGCUUUCGCCUACGACAUGUCGCCCGCAAGGUCGCCGCGGCCUGAGACCGCGAGGAGCUAUGGCAGCUUCAACUCGGAAAUACUGCGCGAUGGUUUUGGUGGCCGCUAUCCCGGCGACGACACGGCCAACACCCCAGAUGCCUCGACCUCGUUGCUGGGCGACUCGGUUUCGGAUGGCCUGCUGGGCGGCCAAGGCAAGCACAACACAACUUCAUGGCUGGCCGAGAGGCAUGGUAUUAGGAACAAGAGGAUGAUGUACUUGGCUUACUACGUGCCAAUUUUCAACUGGAUUCGGCAGUACAAGUUGCGCUACCUUCGCGGCGAUCUCGUGGCGGCUAUCACGAUGGCUUCGUUCUACAUUCCCAUGUCCCUGUCCUACGCGUCCAACCUUGGCCACAUCCCCCCGGUCAACGGAUUGUACAGCUUCUUCUUCAACCCCCUCAUCUAUGCCAUACUCGGAACCGCGCCGAUGAUGAUUGUGGGCCCGGAAGCCCCAGGCUCUCUUCUCACUGGUGAAGUGGUCAGGGAAAACAUCCGACAGGGAACUAGCGGCGAUGACGAAGCACAACUCAACGCCGAGAUUGCUGGAAUUACGACCUUCAUCGCUGGGUUCGUCAUCCUUCUGGGUGGCCUGUUCAGGCUCGGCUUUUUGGACAAUGUCCUCAGCAGGCCGUUUUUGCGGGGCUUCAUCAGUGCCAUCGGUUGCGUCAUCUUCAUCGACCAGCUUAUUCCGCAGAUGGGGAUUGCCCGUCUUGCAGAAGGACCCAACGGCGUCGAGCACGGUAGUGCUGUCGACAAGCUGAUUUUCAUCAUCAAGAACGUUGGAAAUGUGCACAAGCUUACAUGUGCCGUCUCCUUUAGCGCAUUUUUCACCAUCAUGUUCUUCAGGGAAUUGAAAAAACGCCUCCAACCCCGGUAUCCCGGCGCUGCAUUCAUUCCGGACCGGUUUGUCGUCGUCGUACUAUCCGUUAUUCUUACAUCGCACUACCGCUGGGACCAGCAAGGUCUGGCUAUCCUGGGUAACGUCAACACAGCGGGUGGCCACUUGUUCAAAGUACACUUCCCCUUUGAUUUCUCGCACCUCAAGUAUGUUUCGAGCGCUUUUGAGACAGCCUUCACCAUCGCGUUGCUUGGCUUUUUCGAGUCCUCUGUGGCCGCAAAGAGUUUGCCUCCCGCCAAGGAUGGCCUUCAAAACGUCAACACCAGCACAAACAGGGAACUGGUCGCGUUGGGCGUUGCCAAUGUGACUGGAGGUCUGUUUAUGGCCUUGCCCGCAUUUGGCGGGUAUGGUAGGAGCAAAGUGAACGCGUCGACGGGCGGCAGGACCCCGAUGAGCAACAUUUUCCUGAGUUUGAUCACUCUCAUGUGUCUACUUUUCCUUCUGCCCUACUUCUACUACCUCCCGAAGGGUGUUCUCUCCGCAAUGGUUGGCGUGGUCGCGUAUUCCCUGGUCGAAGAGGCGCCGCACGACAUCCAUUUCUUCCUCAAGAUCCGCGGCUGGUCGGAGCUGAGCCUGAUGCUCAUCAUCUUCCUGGUGACCAUCUUCUGGGACCUGAAGAAGGGCAUCGCGGUGGGCAUCGGCCUCUCGCUACUGCGCGUCAUCAAGCACGCGACGCGGCCACGCAUCCAGAUCCUGGGGCGCGUGCCGGGCACGACGGACCGGUUCGAGAACGCCGAGCUGGACCCGGGCCGGCUCGAGUUCGUCGAGGGCUGCCUGAUCGUCAAGAUCCCGGAGCCGCUGACGUUCGCCAACACGGGCAGCCUGCGCAACCGCCUCAAGCGCCUCGAGGAACACGGCACCAACGCGGCGCACCCGGCGCUGCCGCGCGUGCGCCGCGAGGAGCACAACCGCAACGUCAUCUUCGACGUGCACGGCGUCACGUCGCUCGACGGCGCGGGCGCGCAGGUGCUGCUCGAGAUUGUCCAGAACUACGUCGACAGGGGCGUGCGCGUCUUCUUCUGCCGCGUGCCGCGCGAGGGGAGCGAGGUGUGGAGGCUGUUCGAGCAGAGCGGCCUUGUCGAGGUGGCUGGCGGCACGAGGCAUUUCGUCGGCAGCGUCGAUCAGGCGCUCCACAUGACGGAGUUGGAGAGCUUGACGGAGGCGCUCGAGAGAGACAGAGAUAGCGAUAGCCAGGCUGGUCGCUCGUGA
This is a messenger RNA of Lasiodiplodia theobromae, 2457 nucleotides long. Its product is annotated as Sulfate transporter/antisigma-factor antagonist STAS. The record is from RefSeq and is a predicted model, not a curated record. NCBI's taxonomy places the organism in Eukaryota, Fungi, Ascomycota, Dothideomycetes, Botryosphaeriales, Botryosphaeriaceae. Gene Ontology annotation, molecular function: sulfate transmembrane transporter activity. Bases 1 to 2457 code for a protein of 818 amino acids. Gene Ontology annotation, cellular component: membrane. Gene Ontology annotation, biological process: transmembrane transport. The transcript is spliced from 4 exons.